AUGGCCGUGGACCCAGAUGAAGCUGAUAGGGAAUACAUUUCUCAGAACAGUGAUGCAGACUUGCAGUUUAUCCUGAGUGAAUCUGGCGUUUCCGUUCACAGACAGGCUGCAAUUGCAAGGAGAUAUGGGUCCCUUAGGAAGUUCAAUGCAAUCGGUGACGACAGGUCUCAGAUUCGUACAGCUUGUUUGCAGGACUUUGCAAUUCCCCAAGAUACCCCUGAGAACAGGGCUGAGGUAGCUUCAAUUGUGGCGGCAUGGGAAACAGCAAAAGAAUUUGUUGCGAAAGAGAUUGAAUUACGCGCCGAGGCAAAGGUUUUAGGCCAGCCAAAGAUUCUUCAGUCUCAUGAGAGGCAAUCAAUGAUUCGUGCUGUUGAAAGGAUCCAUGGUUGUCUUGGUGAGUCUGAGACGCCCAGCUCAGACAACUUGGCACUCAAAGCGGAGGAGACGGAGCUCAACGAGCCAGUGGCCUCGCCCUUGGACGAAAUAAUCAGUAAACGAGACAAUGCAAGCUCACAUAUUCAGUCAACAGUGGAUUCUUCAGGGCAUUUGAGGGUCACUCGGACCAAAAACAAAGCCAGGAUGCCCAGCAACACUGAGGAAUAUCGAAAGAUCAUGAGGGGCGAAGAAUUGGCUUCAUGGUUUGGAGGCAUCGGAUUUCAACAAAUUUGUCGAUUUCAUUUGGGAGAGAGAGUGUUGGGAAUACAGAUUCCAGCUGCAGAUGGAACACAACAGAAGGUCAAACCUGAUUGGAGGAUCAUUUUAGCGUUUGAACACAAGCUGAGAAAAGAAGCCAUGCGCCUGGUGAUCAAUGAGGGCUACACCUUAGCCAAUGCAUUGCGUGCAGUUACAAAGGAUGCUGACCUGAAAGAAGCAUUUUUCACGACGCCUGUUGCAUUGCGUGCUGCAACAGCUGAUGUUCCACAGAACAAAUGGCCUCGUUUCAAUAGCAAAGGUUCCUUUUCUGGAGGGAAGUCAGGACAGCAGGCUUCGAAAGGAAAGGGAAAAACUGGAAAGUCAAAGGGAAAAGAUUCGAGGCUUGCAGGUCUGCAGCUUGCUUGGAGGACACCCGAUGGUCGGGUGGCAAAUUUAUCAUCGAGCAUCCGGAAGACUUGGGACUUGUCAAAGAUGAGCGGCCUGGAUCCAUCUGGCAAUGGUCAGAAGUUCUUGACCUCAUUCCUUCAUGUGGCGCUUGCACUUUUGCAAUACAACAAUGACGCAGCCACCCCCCUUGAUUUGCCAAUCGAUGCCGAAGAGUUUGAUGUAGCAAGGUGUGGAAAUCAUGGGCCACCGAUCAAAGUGGAAUGGGAUGGCAAAUCUCACGACCUCAUAGAUGGUUUUGGGUUGUGCUCUCCCACGAGAUGGCAUCCCCGUUCCAGGGGGCAUAACCGCACUGUUGAAAUGAAGAAGUUGGCGGCCGAGACCUUUAAGCGUUUACAGUCAGCAGUUACGGAGUCGAUACAAGAUGUGAGGAAGGAUGCGUUUCGUCUGGUUACUGGCAAAAUUCAAUCUUCUCCUUUUACUGAAGAGGUGCUGAACAAAGUGCGGGGGGAAGUGGCCAUGUUGCUGAGGGAUCCAGAAGAUGCGUUGGUUAGAGAUGAGGGCCAGCCUUUCUUUCUACGGAUGUUGGCGCAGUGGCUGGAAGUUUUUGGUGAUCCAGAUGUUCAGUGUUUGGUGAGUGAUACUGACUCGUACGCUACUGGCGUUAGCGUUGGAGUGGACGCCCCAUUGCCCAGGUCACCGCAAAUUUUUCCACCGAAGUUGAAGCAUAGGAAGUUGGAUGGAACUGAGUUCAAUCCAAUUGCUGACAACUACGUUUCUGGGCAGAUCUCUUCAAAGGAGCUGGAGGAGAAAUUUAGAGAAGAAGAAGCACUUGGCCGAAUGGAACCUUCAAGAAUGUCAGUUCUCAAGGCCAAGUAUGGUGAUAAGCUGCGAGUCGCAGCAAUGGCGGCGAUUGUCAAGCCGGAUGGUGGAGUCCGUCCAUUACACGACGCCACCCACUCAGUCAUGGUCAACCACUCCAUUGUUUACAGGGAUCAGCUACAAUGCCCAGGCCCAGCAGAGGUGGCCGCCGUAGUACGGGAGGCGGUGGAGUCUAGGGAAGCAGCCUUUUGUGUAUCAGCAGACAUCAAGGCAGCCCAUCGCUUGGUGAAGAUCAGAGAAGCUGACUGGCCUUAUAUUUGCUGCCGUGCGGAUUCUUUAUCCGAAACUGUUUGGAUCAACAAGACUGGGACUUUUGGAGUGUCAAGUGCUCCGUACUGGUGGUCGAAGCUUUUUGCAGCCAUUGGGCGGUUUGUAGGACAUGUGAUGCAGACAACAGUGUUUUGGCAUUUGGUUUACGUGGAUGAUUUGCAUGGAGCAUUUGCAGGUCGAUGGAAGUUUGAUAUGCUCUGGGUUUGGCUCCUUGCGUUUGAGGUGAUUGGGACACCUUUUGGGUAUCAUAAGUUCAAGGGAGGCUUCUCAUCUGACUUCGUUGGUUUCCAUUUGCGUUAUGACAAAUGCGAAGUUGGCAUUACUGAAAAGAGGGGGAUGUGGCUUUUCAAUUGGAUCAAGGCGUUGAUAGAGAAGAAGUUUGUGGUUCAGGCCAGGGAGUUCAGUGAGUUCCUUGGCCGCCUUGGUUUUGUGGCUCAAUUGUUGACGUGGCUCAAGCCGCAUCUGGCACCAUUGUUCGCUUGGAGUGCUGUUGCGACGCCGGGGCUGGUUGGGAAGCUUCCGGAUACGGUCAUCUU
This is a messenger RNA of Cladocopium goreaui, 2726 nucleotides long. Lineage: Eukaryota; Dinophyceae; Suessiales; Symbiodiniaceae. The record is from the annotation of a GenBank genome assembly.